Galeopterus variegatus (Sunda flying lemur) is the source of this 2961-nucleotide messenger RNA. Its product is annotated as zinc finger protein 778-like. The coding region runs from base 414 to 2870 and encodes 818 amino acids. Gene Ontology annotation, molecular function: RNA polymerase II transcription regulatory region sequence-specific DNA binding; DNA-binding transcription factor activity, RNA polymerase II-specific. The transcript has 9 exons. The record is from RefSeq and is a predicted model, not a curated record. NCBI's taxonomy places the organism in Eukaryota, Metazoa, Chordata, Mammalia, Dermoptera, Cynocephalidae. Gene Ontology annotation, cellular component: nucleus. Gene Ontology annotation, biological process: regulation of transcription by RNA polymerase II.
ACAUUUUUCUGUGUAUUUCACUGCUCUUUGCUUGAUGCCUGGCACAGGGUCAAAACUUUUUAUUUAUAAGUUGAAUGAAUGAAGCAGUAGGCCAGAACUGAAAAGUCAGAGAAGAUACAGAGCUCCAAGCUGCUCCAGGCUGCUCCAGCCUCCAUCAUGGGAAGCUCCAGGGAGUCAACUAAAUAAAACACUCAGUUUUUUACUCUUCAUCGUGCUGCAGCAAACUAGACCAGUUCUGUCUAACAAAUAUAACACGUAGGUCAUGUACGAGGCUACUUCAGAAGGACACCAGUUAUCCCUGUAUCGAGAGGCAUGGAGAUGGCACCAUCCAUUCAGAUUUGCAAGCUGACCUGAAGUGGUCUUGGCAUCAAGGAAAGGAGCGUUCGGGCAGAUUUCAUCAUCAGCCUCACAGCAUGGCAGCCAUUGAUUUGUCCCAUGGAGGGUGUGUUUCUAGGGAUGUAAUCUGCCUUCGUGAAGGAAAGAUACAGGCAGCAAAGAUGGUGGCUGACUGUCUAAUGAGUAAUAAUCAGGACUCAGUGACCUUUGACGAUGUGGCUGUGGAGUUUAGCCACGAAGAAUGGAUUUUAUUGGAUCAAACUCAGAGAAACCUAUACAGAGAUGUGAUGCUGGAGAACUACAAGAACCUGGCCACAGUGGGAUGUCAGCUGUUCAAACCUAGUUUGAUCUCUUGGCUGGAAGAAAAAGAGCUGAGGACAGUGCAGUCAGGAGUUUUCCAAGAAUCACAGUUGAGAACAAAAGGGUCAGCCCUUGAGCAGGACAUUUUUUGGUUAAAAACAUCAAAUGAGAUACAAACGGCAGGAAGUCACAGUGGAGGGGAAUUCUGUGACUGGAAGCAAUGUGGAGAAAUAUUCAGUGAGCACUUAUGCUUUAAGACACACAUGGGAACUCAAAAUACACAGAACACUUAUGACUAUAAUCAGUAUGGGAAGGAUUUUCUUACUCUGCAUAAGAAAACCUCUACUGGUGUGGAAUUUUCUGUGCUGAAUCACUGUGGAAAAGCCCUUAGCCUGACUCCAAAUAUCAUUUCCCAGAGAACAUGCCCACAAGACAAGUCCUUUGAAUGCAGUGACUGUGGGGAAGCGUUCUUUAAUUCAUCAAACCUUCAGGUACACAGGAGAUCUCACACUGGAGAAAAAGUCUACAAAUGGAAUCAGUGUGGGAGAGCUUUUACUCAGACCACAAGCCAUGCUGUGCCUAUUCAAAUGCAUACUGUAAAAAAAUCCCCCGAAUGUAAUGAAUGUGGCAAAGUCUUUAGAUAUUCUGCAUAUCUUAAUAAUCACAGGCAAAACCGUACUGGGGGGAAACCCUAUGAAUGUCAGGAAUGUGGGAGAUCCUUCACUGUUUCUUCAAGCCUAACUGAACAUGUAAGAAUUCAUGCUGGAGAGAAGCCCUGUGAAUAUAUGGAAAAGAAGCCCUAUAAAUGUAAGGACUGUGGGAAAGCCUUCACUGGGCACUCAGGACUUAUUAAUCAUGAACGAACACACACUGGAGAGAAGCCCUAUGAAUGUAAGGAAUGUGGAAAAGCCUUUACUAUGUAUUACCGACUAACUGAACAUUUAAGUACUCACACAGGGGAGGAGACCUUUGGAUGUAAGGUAUGUGGGAAAUCCUUUAGAAAUUCCUUAUCCCUUAAUCGUCACAGUCGAGUUCACACUGGAAUAAAGCCCUAUGAGUGUAAGGACUGUGGCAAAACCUUCACUUGGCGCUCCGACCUUACAAGACAUACAAGAACUCACACUGGAGAGAAGCCCUAUGAAUGUAAGGAAUGUGGGAAAGCCUUCAGUACAUUCUCAGGUCUUAUUGAACAUAUAAGAAUUCACACUGGAGAAAGGCCUUUUGAGUGUAAAGAUUGUGGGAAAUCCUUCACUGUUUCCUCAAGCCUAACCGAACAUAUAAGAAUUCAUACUGGAGAGAAGCCCUAUGAAUGUAAGGAGUGUGGAAAAGCUUUCACUGCAUGCUCAGGGCUUACUAAACAUGUACGAACACACACUGGAGAGAAGCCCUAUGUAUGUAAGGAAUGUGGGAAAGCCUACAGCAGGUUUUAUUUACUAAAUGAACAUUUAAAACAUCACGUGGAGGAAAAGCCCUUUGAAUGCAAGGUAUGUGGAAAAUCCUUCAGAAAUUCCUCAUGCCUUAAUAAGCAUGUUCGAAUGCACUCUGGAGAGAAACCCUAUGAAUGCAAGGAAUGUGGGAAAGCCUUCACUGUUUCUUCGAGCCUAACUGAACAUUUAAGAACUCACACAGGAGAGAAGCCUUAUGAAUGUAAGGAAUGUGGAAAAUCCUUUGCUACAUCCUCACACCUUAAUGUGCAUAUAAGAACUCACACUGGAGAGAAACCAUAUAAGUGUAACGAGUGUGGGAAAGCCUUUGCUUCAUCCUCCCACCUUGUCGAACAUACAAGAACUCACACUGGAGAGAAACCCUAUAUAUGUAAGGAAUGUGGGAAAGCCUUCCGUGCUUCCUCACACCUGCAUAAACAUAUAAGAAUUCAUACUGGAGAGAAACCAUAUAAAUGUAAGGAAUGUGGAAAAGCCUUUACCGUUUCUUCAAGCCUAACUGAACAUUUAAGAACUCACACAGGAGAGAAGCCCUAUGAAUGUAAGGAAUGUGGAAAAUCUUUUACCACGUCCUCAUACCUUAUUGUACAUAUAAGAACUCACACUGGAGAGAAACCCUAUAAAUGUAAGGAAUGUGGGAAAGCCUACAAUAGGUUUCAUUCACUAACUGAACAUUUUAAAAUUCACACUGAAGAGAAACCCUUUGAAUGCAAGGAAUGGGGAGAAUCCUGUAGUAAUUCCUUAUAUGUUAGUUAUGACAUUCGAACUCACGCUGGCGAGAAACCUUAUUAAUACAGGAAAUUUGAGAAAGCCCUCAAUUAUGCCACUACAUUUAGAAGACAUGAAAAAACUCUUAAGGUGCCCCAUCAAUUUAAGGAAUGUG